Amoebophrya sp. A25 is the source of this 7555-nucleotide messenger RNA. Lineage: Eukaryota; Dinophyceae; Syndiniales; Amoebophryaceae. The record is from the annotation of a GenBank genome assembly.
CGAAAAGGUAGACCAAGUUACAGUACCAAUUCAAAUGUAUACUGAUACUAUCGUGAUGAAAGUAGAGCAAGUGUAUUCGAACUACAACGCUAAAAGCUAGAGUGAGAUCAAGACGCUACUAAGAACAACUCAAGUGUUUCUUUCUCCUCGUCCAAUGCAUUCAAAGAUUUAACUUUUAUACAUAAAUAUGCAAAAUUAUCAAAAUCACAAGAAGAAACAAGGGAAAAUGUCGUCGUUUCUUCAACUCGUGUCUCUCCUCUUGCUCGUCGAAAGUUGCGUGGUGUUGGGAUUAUCUGCCACGCCUUCGACACCUGAUACUUUAAGGGCUUCCGAAUUGCAUUCCUCACUACCAGCAUCUUUGGCGCUUUUCCUGGUAGAAAAGAAGCUAGGGGGGAUGUUCUGAGGAAUGUAACUGAUUCCGUAGCUGCCUUUAAUUACUAGUGGUUCGACUUCGACGACAACUUCAAAUGCUAGAAGUAGCACUCCAUCAUUAGGUUCAUCAGCUCUUCCAGAUGAAAUGUUCCAGUCAGCAAUCGACUACAAUGCCACUGCGGUAGUUCGCAAACGCUUAGGACGACUGAAAAUCACGACUGAAGAAGACCACGAUGAUCAUGAUGAUACUAGUGGAGGUCAGGAAGAGAAUUUUACUGGUCAAGAUGAAGCUUGUGGUUGUGAAAUAAAGCUGACCACGACGAAAGGAGAUAAGUAUGAGGACAUAAUUGGUCCUUCUUGUAAGAGAAGAACCAGUGUUGAUCACAGCACAACUAGUGGCCUCAAAAGUAGUUCAACUAGUACUAGUACUUCUAAGGAACAAGGAGCAAUUCUAGCGUCUUCGGCAGAGCACGUGACUAUGGAGGUUCCUACAGAAGUUGCUGGUGGUCCAAUCCCAACUAGUGCAAUUGCCACAACAAAAUUGCCACAUGGAAGAGGAUCCGCAGGAGCUCUGUUAGAAGCCUCCCCCACAAGCAGUACUAAUAUCCAAGUUGAUGUCCGAGGCCAAGUCCAAAGCACUCCCUUCUUCGACCAUCUUCCGUUUCAGCAGGGUUCCAUGGACGCGUCUUGGUUGCUCAAAAAUGCCUCAUCUCUGCUAGAAGACGCUCAUGCUGCAGCAUUAUACUUGGCUCGUAGCACUGCGCGUGAGCAAAGUGGAGCAAUCAGUAGAAAAAAGUCGAAGACGCCGAAGAAUAAGGAUAAUUAUGAGUGAGGUCUUCAGGUUUUUGAUUUUGCAUAUCGAUAAGUACGCCAAGAGCGUUUCUUAUUUGUCUGCUCGAAUAUACUUAUGUAGUGGUGAUCAUAUUUUUCAGGGUAGUUAUAGACUUUGAGUCGUUUUUAAGUACAUGUUUCUUUGGAGGUGAAGACUCUAUCUCGGACAGACCACGCAGGUUCAUGUUGUCUAAGUUGCAGCUGCACCUGCAGGAAAAGGCUGUGGCCCUGAACCAUCAAAUUCAAGCGUUGGUGCAUCUUCGUGUCCGUCUUCAACUUCAGCAAGAUUUUUUUCUGGCUUACGUUUUGCACCUCCUGACAUGACCUCCAUCAGAAGUCCUACUAGUUCUUUUACCAUGCCGUUUCCGUCCGUGCCUUGUCCUUCAGUAAAAACGAUGAAGAAAAGCGUGAGUUCAGUUAUGCCAGACUCUCUGUCACUGGUAGUUCCAGGCCUAAGAGGCCAGAAACAGAAAGGCGCCAGGGAUAGGGAGUAUAGGAAGGCCAAGUCCACCUCUGGUUCAUCUACUUCUGGGUCGUCGCGAACAACAGGUGCCGAUGAACAACAUUUCUGCAGAACAACAAGUGCAGAUGAACAACAACGAAGCGGCAAUGUUACGAUGGAUUCCCAUCUAGUAAACGAUAGAUCCUUCUCGAAAUGUGGAUAGAGCUAGUGGAGGUGACUAAUGCAUGCUAUUGAAAUUGAAAAAGGACGGUAAUGAUCUUAUAUUUUUUAAGUUAUAAGUAUAUAUAAAGUAUACGAUCUGGAGGACGUCGAACGUCGCUGGCGCAUGUUUAUUUAGCCCUUUCAUUUUCCCAGAGAAGAAAAGCCAACCGAAGCACUGCUCGCAGGAAGCGGAUCUGUUUGAGAUUGAAGAAGAAUCAAAGGCAACUACUUCGACGAGUUCUAGUGCUUUCUCCUCUGCAGUGAAUUAUGCUCGUGCUGGUAUUGAGUGUGCAGCAAAGGAUGCUGCGGCUGGCAUCGAGAGCGCUGCGAAGGAUGCUGCGGCUGGGUUUGAGUGUGCAGCAAAGGGUGCAGCAGUUGGUAUUGAGCAUGCAGCUAAAGAUGCAGCAGAUAUGCUUCGCACUUACACCCCUGACGACUUUCUCUUCGCCCCAUGGGGAACAUCAUCCAUGAAAUUUCUCGACAACGAGAAGCCCUCCUCUAGUGGAGCCAGUGGAGUUGGGCCAGGAACUUCUUCUAGUGCAAAACAAGAAAUAGAACGACCACAAGUAUGCCCGGACUCUCAAACGGCAGGAGAUGAUGCCACAUCUUCUGGUAAAUCAAGACAGGGUAGUAAGCCAUCACCUUCUACUUCUAGAGCUACAAGUAAGAAGUCAUGCUGUAGCUCGGCUCCAUCAACGCCGGUUGGUGAGUCUGAAGGCUUUGCUGGAAUCCUCAAAGGCCGCGCGCGGACUGUGUCAACUUCACUCCCAGAGACCGAUAGCUUUUAAGGCUCGUGGCUAUUUGAGUGCUUUUCUCGUCGGGUUUUUGCGUUCGGUUUGCCAGCAGUUUGAAGACGGAAGCACGCCGCGGAGAGGGGGGCAGGGAUCCGCGCCGCCAUGGAAGAAACUGCCGCGCGUGGGUAAAGCUUCGGAGUUGCACCCGGGCGCUACGAGAAGACGCGCGCGCCGCCGCCUUCCGCCCGCGUUCGUGUCUGUGCGCGUGUCGGUCUUUUAAACUAACAAACAAGCCGGGAGGCGGUGUCGGAGGCUUCGCGCAUGGUUGGCACACACAGAGACGGCCCCCACAUGCCGACGCUGGUGAGCGUCCAAACAAAGACGGGGGCCCAGGGAGUUAAAAAAACACCCUUGGCCACAGCUCCCGGAUACGAGCCGGCACAUCCGGGCGGGCGCGGCCCGGCUAGUCUGUGGCCUGCCGGGACCAUAUGGGGAGCCUACUGCGGCUGAGAGUCAGUCCCGGGCUUGUGGCUGAUAGGAUAGCCGAAGAGACCCGGAGAAGAGAGUAGCGACCGGAGGCAGACGCCGGCCCUUGGAGAAGUUUCCCGGGUUGAAAGGGUUCGCCUGUUGCUGUGGCCUCUUGGGCUGAGAAGGUAGGUCGAGGAGGCGUUCGACUGAAGGGCGCCAGGGGGUGAGCUCGUGCAGGCCAGCGGCGUUGCGGCGCGGCUGGCGCUGGGAUUUUAAAAGUGGCGGUGGCUGAACUAGUGGCGGCGCCAAUGGAGGGGCGGACGCGAUAAGACUGGACUGGCGGACGCCAUAGCGGACAGCUUGGCGCUGUUGUUUUGCGUUUGGGUGGGCUCGGUGUCUUUUCUCUGGUGACCUCGCUGCCCGGCGCUACAUUGUGGGGCGUGUUGUUGACUGACUGUGGGAAAAACGGCCGGCUGUGAGAGCAGGGCGGCGGAGCAGCCUCCGCGGACUGGCCGCGGGGGCCCCCGGUUGACAGGACUUGCUCACCGCCCACCGUGAAGCGGGAAGCGCCCACCUCCUCCGCUGAUGGGGGGGAAGCAUUCUUCUUCUUGGGGGAGGUCGUUGCUUCGUUCUUGCUGGCUGGGUGCUGCAGCUGCUGGGGUUUUCUUAUUACUUAAUUAUCUGUGGCCCUGGCCGUGACUCACAACAGAGGGUGAGGACGUGGCGGUGGCGGGCUAGCCUGGCGCUGUGCAGGUGGGUCGGUGACCUGACUGACUGCGUCUGGGCACUUGUCGGGCGAUGACUUAAUAGAGGGGUAUCGGCUUGUUGAUAUUUUGCCCGCCUUGGUGCAGGGCAUUGCUUCGUUGCUAUGGGGCGAGCAAAGAGGUGCAGGGAGGCGACACAAAGCUUGUCGGGAUUUCCUUCCACCCACGUCUGAAAGCCUCCAUCCGCCUGCGCUUGACGGGCGCGGUCGGCUCUCGGUUACGUGGCAGCUUCCGCUUUUUCUCUCAACAUACAUACAACAUACUUGCUUCUUUCUGUCUGUGUGGCUGUGGUCGUCGGUCAGGGGAUGGAUGGUCCUGAUCAAUAGCGUGAAGCCGCUGAUUACUCUAAUCCCCGUCCGUUCACGCAUCUUCGCCGACAGCUUCCUCGCCAUGCUCAUCACCUGUUAAUCGAUCGUCCCCUUCGUCUCCACUUCGGAUCCUGGGCCGCAGCCUGAGUAAAAAUGGCGUUGACCACUUUGGGCAGUCCUCCAACGAGGUGGACGAGGAGAACAUGGACAUGCAAGUGGAUGAACAAGAAUUGCAGGAGGAGGAGGGGGACAGAGCUGCGCAAAGCGGAAAGUCCGUAAAUAAUAUGGAAGUAGAUGACGACCAAGAGGUAGGUAAGGCAGAAGUAGAAUAUGAGCAUGAAGAUGAUGCUCCACAAGAGGAUGAAGAGGAGUACUUUGACUCAAUAGAGGAGCCCACAAGCGAGAGUGAGCUAAUGAAUGAAUGGUUUUGGGUGGGUGGCGAGCCUCCUGCUACUAGGCGUUCCCUUAAAGGUGCAAAGACCGACCACAAGCAGAGAAAUAACGGCGUUUUUGAUGACAAGAACCGCAGUACUAGGCCUGCUACUUCUCCUAUUUCAUCAGAAGAUGGUGCAGGUCACUUGAACAAGCACCUAGUAGUCGUGUCUGAUCCAACUACUACUUUCACCACACGACCUCCUAGUUCAACACCUUCCAUAGAGCGAGGCAUAAACGCCACUUCUGCACCAGUUUUAUCAGAAAUGGCACGAACGACCGGGACCAAUGUUACAUCAAUACCACUGCAGGCCACAUCUACCGCUUCAUCAACAACAUCAACAUCCAAGGAAGCAUUGUUAGACAUGGUUCAGACAGCUCUUUCUGCGUCUGAAUGGGAAAAGGAUGGUGAGGUCCUUACUGACCCUGCUGGAGUAACGAGUCUCAAGUUCAAGAGAAUAGUGCAACUGUUAUGUUGAUCUUCAUUUGGGAACUCUUACUCUUUUUGUGUCCUCUAAGUAAAUAGAACCGGAAAAGCUGCAAUUCUUUUUGCUUCUGGUCCCUUUAUGUACCUGGGACGACCACUACCACCACCAACCUCUAAUCUCCAGCAUCCCGAAAAAGUACAACCUUGACGGGAAACGUUGGCCCCCAUUAGAGGGUGGAUUUGACCUAGAAGGCCUGUCUGGAGCCAUAGGAAAGAUACGGCCAUCGCCUGCGUCGGAGGAUGAUGCUGUGAAAAUUUGGCGCGAAAGGAUGGAGGCAGAACAAAAGGAGGCUGCUAUGCGCAGUAAAGCAGGAAGUGGAGGUGGUGGAUUUUUUUCAUCACCUACCCAUAAAGCAGGAGGUGCUCCUGGUGGACCUACCAUUAAGGGUAGGUUAAAGGUGCUUUUGUUACCGUUUGUUAUGGCGCUCCUAAGGGGGGCAGCCAUAACAAGCGGGUUAAACGAAUACCAAAAACCUACCUCUAAUACCACCUCAACUACUUCUCUGAUGCAAGAGGAACAAACCACUAACAUCGCAAAAAACUUCUUCCUUUCCAACGAGGAGGAACGUAGCACUACCUACUACCGAUUUCAAAUGAGAACGGUUGCGCUGGGUCGCGGAAACCAAAUAAUUGACAAUCUUGUCCUACCAGCACAGCUUUCCUCGUCAUCCCGAAGACACUACCAUUAUGUUGAGGUCGUUGGGUGUAGAUUUCGAAUAAUCGGGACUGUAACUGAACCCAUCAGGAGUCUGCAAUCAUUUUUCCCGAAAUGUAAAUCAGAGAUACAUCAACGUGUAGAACCAGAUCAUGAAGUAUCAUUGAAGCGAGUUGAAGAAUCAAAAUUUAUUGAUUUGUUUUGAGUGAGAGCGGGUUCUAUCUUAGCCCUCAGGACCUUGCUCCUCUUCUUGAACAAAAAAACAGGGACUACGACGGACAGCUUCUUCCUUUUUAGUUCUUCUCCGAAAGAAAAAUUUUUUGUAGCUUGCUUAAGCUUAUCAACUCCACCUUCUAAGUCCCACAGUCGCACCUGACGCUGAACCAGGCAGAAAGUGCUAAAGAACCGACGAAGACAAGGGUAACAUACGAUGUGUACCCUGAGGAGGAGGGAAGCUCAACCUCGAGUACAACUAGCACCACUGAUGAAGGACAUCAAGAAAAUAGAUGGAUCCUUCAAGUUCGUGCUGAGGUCAGGGUAUUAAGGCCCCACUUGAUCCAUCUUUUGCCGCAUCUUCAAGCUGUUUUCAAGUAGUCCAAAACUGAAAAUAACCGAGUUACUGACUGAAAUAUGGGAGGUAGCUUUGACGGGGCUUCUACACGGAUGAGGAGAAAGAUGGAUUGGAGUGGGUUCUAAUGGUAGACACGAGCUCACGCUUUGGAUUAUUAGCGAAGAUGAAAAAGAUGAUCGCUGCUGCGGUUUCGAGUUUUGCUUUACCUGAACUGAACCACGAGGAGAGCGUGUUUGGCGACAUAGCGGAGAGGAUUGCGACGGUGUUUGUCACGGAAUAUUAAGGGUUGGAAGUUGACCUAUCAUCUAAGAGCAUCUCUAUGGCUUCUUCAAGUAGGAAAGCCAUAGAUAUGCGAGCUGGAGACGCCAACUUUCAACCCCUAAGAAUACUUCUCAUCUUAAGGAGCGACCAUCUUGUGAGGAUAAGGUGGAUAGAUACAAAUUUUUCUGAGGUAGCAUCAAGUACGUAAAUGUACUUACACGCGAAUACAAUGAAGUUUGAGAAUUUCGUCGAAAGAAGAAAGUUAUUGGUGUUCACGAUGUACUAUGUAUGUUGUACAAUUACUGCAUGACAUUAUUUGGUUUCUAUGCAUUAUUUUUGGAUUCGGCACACUACUAAUGAAGACAAGAUCAAAAUUAAGUAAUCGCAUAGAAGAUGUGAUAACUCUGCUUUUUUUUGCACUGAGAGGUGUUGAUACAGCAGGAACUGGAUUGCCUUGCCAGCUCUCUACCGCAUAGAAGAAAACACUUUUGUAGAUUUUUGUCAUUUCAAGAACAUCCAUUGAAGUAAACGUGAGGUCAUUCAGUUUGAAUUUGAUUACAUCUUCCCAAUUUGUAUCCUACUUCUUGUGAGUAGUCUAGUUGUUUCGUGUUUUAUUGAAUCAUGUGCAGUGCAGAAUUACCAGUGCUGCGCAGUACGUAGUUAUUCAUGUCGUGUAUACAUGAAUGAAUGAAAUAUAUGUUAAUGCGUAUAUAUAAUGUUAUUUCAUCAUCACAGGAUGUUAUGCUCUUCCUUGUAAGAUAGGUUGCUUUCCGUUGUCUGUAAAAACUAUGAAAUAGAAAUUCUUGUCCAAUACCAAUUGCAUCACACCUCGUUGAGUUGUCACUCCGCGAAAGUUACGUGUAUCUAAGCAGAGCGAAGGGGGAUGUUGCACUCUUACUGCACGCGCGCACGAGUAUUCUGGAAACCCCACUAGGUGGCAUAUAUUUCUAGACAGCGUUAUAGACGUGGUGCGAAUAAACUAAGUAGCUCUGAUGUCAUCUCUCAGGC